Molecule: messenger RNA, 3567 nt
Organism: Momordica charantia (bitter melon)
Lineage: Eukaryota; Viridiplantae; Streptophyta; Magnoliopsida; Cucurbitales; Cucurbitaceae
Gene: FKGP
Product: L-fucokinase/GDP-L-fucose pyrophosphorylase
Biological process (GO): GDP-L-fucose salvage
Molecular function (GO): ATP binding; fucokinase activity
Source: RefSeq, a predicted model, not a curated record
UUGACUGCAGUAGAUCUGGCGUCGUGAUCGUCAUUUAUUGCGAAGGGGUGACGAUGGUCCACCGGCCAACUGGUUUUCAGCUCCAAUCAGAUCGCCGGUAUCUCUUCGAUUCCCUUCCGAUCCACCGUCAGCCAUUGGAAUACUCCAAAGCUCUUCACCAUUCUUCCUAAUUCCGAGCAGGAUAAUGGAACCCAGAGUCUCGAGAACCAGACGGAAGAAGGCCGAUCUUCAGUCAAUCCUAAGAAAAUCAUGGUACCAUUUACGGCUCUCAGUGAGGCACCCUUCGAGGGUCCCCACUUGGGAUGCAAUUGUUCUCACCGCCGCUAGCCCCGAGCAAGCUCAGCUUUACGAGUGGCAGCUCAAUCGCGCGAAGCGUAUUGGCCGGAUUGCUCACUCUACAAUCACCCUCGCCGUGCCUGACCCCAAUGGCCAGCGGAUUGGCUCUGGAGCCGCUACCCUCAAUGCUAUUCACGCCCUUGCAAAGUAUUACGAGAAGCUCGGGCUUGUUCCUAGCCCUGAGGUGGAGAUUACAAACAAUGGAUGUAACGAGUCUGAUCUGUCGCCUAAAUUGCCAAGUAAUAGCAAUGAAGUUCCUCUCUCACAUCUUGCCAGCUUCAUAUCCAAAAAACAUGUACUACUGCUUCAUGCUGGAGGUGACUCGAAAAGAGUCCCCUGGGCAAAUCCCAUGGGAAAAGUGUUCUUGCCUCUACCGUAUCUUGCAGCAGAUGACCCUGAUGGCCCAGUUCCGUUGCUUUUUGACCACAUUCUUGCCAUUGCUUCGUGUGCAAGACAGGCUUUUAAAAAUGAAGGCGGAGUACUUACUAUGACCGGCGAUGUUCUACCUUGUUUUGAUGCAUCCACUUUGGUCCUUCCAGAGGACGCCUCUUGCAUAAUCACUGUUCCUAUCACCCUUGAUAUUGCUUCCAAUCAUGGUGUUAUUGUGGCAUCUAAAAGUGGGACACCUGGCAGGGUUUACACUCUCAGUUUAGUUGACAAUCUCUUGCAGAAACCCAGUGUUGAUGAACUUACCAAGAAUAAUGCCAUUCUAAGUGAUGGUAGAACGCUUCUUGACACCGGAAUAAUAGCAGUUAGAGGUAAAGGAUGGGUUGAGCUAGUUUUGCUUGCAUGUGAAUGCCAACCUAUGAUUUCAGAGCUUCUGAAGUGUGGGAAGGAGAUUAGUUUAUAUGAAGAUCUGGUUGCAGCUUGGGUUCCUGCCAAACACGAAUGGUUGCAGUCACGUCCUUUUGGUGAAGAGUUGAUUCGUAGGUUGGGAAGGCAGAAGAUGUUCAGCUAUUGUGCUUAUGACUUGUUGUUCUUACAUUUUGGCACCUCAAGUGAAGUUUUGGAUCAUUUAAGUGGGGAAGAAUCAGAACUUAUUGGACGAAGGCACCUGUGUUCUGUCCCAGCUACUACUGCAUCUGAUAUUGCAGCAUCUGCUGUUAUCCUUUCCAGUAAAAUUGGACCUGAAGUCUCAGUUGGAGAGGACUCUCUAAUUUAUGAUUCUUCCAUUUCUGUUGGAGUACAGAUUGGUUCCCAAUGUAUAGUUGUUAGUGUUAACGUCUCAGGAUUUAGUGACCAGUUACAGGGAGGAGCAUUUAGGUUUAUGCUUCCGGAUCGUCAUUGUCUUUGGGAGGUUCCAUUAUUAGGUUAUAAUGAAAGAGUCAUAGUAUAUUGUGGAAUUCAUGACAACCCAAAAAUUUCAGUCUCUAAGGGUGGGACAUUUUGCGGGAAGCCUUGGAAGAAGGUUUUGCAAGAUUUAGGUAUUGAAGAAAGUGAUUUGUGGAUUACAGCUGGUACUCGGGAGAAGUGCUUGUGGAAUGCAAGAAUAUUCCCAGUUAUUUCCUACUUUGAGAUGCUUACUCUAGCUAUGUGGUUGAUGGGAUUGAGUGACAAAAAAAUGGAGCACUUGCUUUUGUUAUGGAAAAGUUCUCAUCGAGUAAGUUUGGAGGAAUUGCAUAAGUCAAUCAAUUUUAUUAAAAUGUGUACCGGAUCAAGUGAUCACCAAGCAGAUCUUGCUGCUGGAAUUGCUAAAGCUUGUAUUAACUAUGGCAUGCUUGGACGCAAUUUAUCUCAAUUAUGUGAAGAAAUUCUGCAGAAAGAAGUUUCGGGAUCAGAAACAUGCAAGGAUUUUCUAGACAUGUGCCCCGAACUUCACAACCAGAACAUUAGAGUUGUUCCAAAGAGCCGAUUGUACCAGGUGCAAGUCGAUCUCCUUAGAACGUGCAGUGAGGAGACAGCAGCAUGUGAGUUGGAACGGGAAGUUUUGGCUGCGGUUGCUGAUGAAACUGCUUCAGCAGUUAGAUAUGGGUUUAAAGAAGAUCUCUUGGACAAGCCUGACACCGAUAAUCUGGUACACGAAAAUAGUCUCUCUGAUAAUAGCACGAACCAAUUAAUCCACCAUAAAAAGGUAAUUGUUAAAUUACCUGUACGUGUGGAUUUUGUUGGUGGUUGGAGUGACACUCCUCCAUGGAGCUUAGAGCGGCCUGGUUGUGUGUUAAACAUGGCAAUUAAUUUGGAAGGUUCUCUUCCUAUUGGGACCUGUAUAGAGACAACAAAAACUUCUGGAGUUCUGCUUAGUGAUGAUGCUGGAAAUGAGUUACAUAUUGAGGAUCUUAAUUCUAUUACCACUCCAUUUGAUAGUGGUGAUCCAUUUCGGCUCGUCAAAUCUGCAUUGCUUGUGACUGGCAUUAUUCACGAUCAUAUGCUAACUGUUAUUGGUUUGAAAAUCAAGACUUGGGCAAAUGUGCCUCGUGGUAGUGGCCUGGGGACUUCUAGCAUCUUAGCUGCUGCUGUGGUGAAAGGUCUUCUUCAGGUAACCGAGGGGGAUGGAAGCAAUGAAAAUGUUGCCAGACUUGUAUUGAUGCUAGAGCAGCUUAUGGGGACUGGAGGUGGCUGGCAGGAUCAAAUUGGAGGUUUAUACCCUGGCAUCAAGUUUACAACAAGUUUUCCUGGAAUCCCAUUACGUCUUCAAGUUGUCCCCUUGUUGCCAUCACCUCGAUUGGUCCCAGAGUUGCAGAACCGAUUGCUCGUGGUAUUUACUGGUCAAGUCCGACUUGCACAUCAAGUCCUUCAAAAAGUGGUGACACGAUAUGUCAGACGUGAUAACCUUCUCAUAUCCAGCAUUAAGCGUUUAGCUGCGCUAGCAAAGAUUGGGAGAGAUGCUCUGAUGAACUGUGAUAUUGAUGAGUUGGGGGAAAUAAUGAUGGAGACUUGGCGAUUGCAUCAGGAACUAGAUCCUUUCUGCAGCAAUGAGUUUGUUGAUAAGCUCUUUGGAUUUGCAGACCCCUAUUGUUGUGGCUACAAACUGGUGGGUGCUGGUGGCGGGGGCUUUGCUUUAUUACUGGCUAGAAGUUCAGUACUAGCCACGGAACUGAGAAACAAGCUUGAAGAUGACAAAAACUUCGAUGUAAAAGUAUACAAUUGGAACAUAUCUUUAUAGAAUCAUUUAUAUAGAGGCAGUAUAAGGUUACAUAUUCUACUGUUGUUAAUUUAUUCCGAUCCAUAUUAAAUUAUUCUCGUGUUUACAUGUUCUGUGUGAAAUAAAGAAAACCAGAAAUUGCUGCUUGA